AUGGGUGAUACGGGUGAUACUCGAUAUUCCAAAUUGGCCGGGCGAACAUGUUGGCUCAUUUACGUCGCCAUGCUCAUCGGAUGUAUGCUUCUUCUUGCCUGUGGAAUGUUAAGUCCAUGGUUCUACGUUGCGCCUUUACAUAAACACGGAUUUAAUCGCAUCGUCGCCGGUUUUGGCUAUCCAUCAGCUCAAAUUACCUACAAAUGUAUGCAAGCUGUUUUUGCAGAAAACGCAACGAGCUUCGCCGAUUUGCCCGUAAGUUUUGUGGCAAGAAAAUGUGGAAACGACGAGAAACCCGAUAGUAGCUUUUGGAAUGACACAGCAAUUCGUCAAGCCGUAGAAAUACACAAAGCUGACAAUAACGGAAUAGACGAAUGCUUAUGGAUUUCACUCGGAUCUCUGGUUGUCGCUUCAUCAACAGCUAUCAUUUUCUUUUUACUCUUCUUCAUGAACGUUUUCGCGUGUGUUUGCACCGUGAAGUACGGUCGUCUGUUAACUGCUAUCGGUGCGCUCUUCUCCUCGACGUUUUGUUUGCCGGCAGCAAUCUGUACUUUCAGAGCCGUUUUCCCUUUAUUCAAAAACCAUCCACUUCUCAGAAAAAUUGCCGGAGAUUUAGAACCUCCAUACUACUUGGGUAUUCACAAUCUGAUGGGUCAUGGCCGAUAUUCUACCUUUUUCGCGGGCUUUUGUCUUUGUUUUGUGAUAAUUCUUGGUUUUACACAAGCUUUUGUGGGAGUGUUCAGAAAUCACGAAAAACGCAAAAUGAUAUACGAUUGGGAGAAGAAUCCAUCUCAAUAUCGACGUGUUUCACUCGCGCACAAAGAUUGUGAACAAAAACAUGCUUGUAAUCCAGAUCUUCAUCAAUUGACUCGUAAAGAAGCAAAC
Molecule: messenger RNA, 885 nt
Organism: Mesorhabditis belari
Lineage: Eukaryota; Metazoa; Nematoda; Chromadorea; Rhabditida; Rhabditidae
Source: the annotation of a GenBank genome assembly